This is a messenger RNA of Paramormyrops kingsleyae, 1533 nucleotides long. The record is from RefSeq and is a predicted model, not a curated record. NCBI's taxonomy places the organism in Eukaryota, Metazoa, Chordata, Actinopteri, Osteoglossiformes, Mormyridae.
AUGAAGGGUGCAGAGGUUCAGGAUGUGACUGGGGAGGAGCUGACUGAUUCGCUUCCAUUAAACACUGAUGGGAGAAGGAGAAGCAAACGGAUUGUGAAACCUCCAAACCAAGGACACCUAAAUAGACACCAGCAAAUUCACACAAGGGAGAAGUCCUACCAGUGUUCACAGUGUGGGAAGAGCUUCAGUCGAUUAGGACACCUAAAUAGACACCAACAAAUUCACACAAGGGAGAAGUCCUACCAGUGUUCACAGUGUGGGAAGAGCUUCAGUCGAUUAGGACACCUAAAUAGACACCAACAAAUUCACACAAGGGAGAAGUCCUACCAGUGUUCACAGUGUGGGAAGAGCUUCAGUCGAUUAGGACACCUAAAUAGACACCAACAAAUUCACACAAGGGAGAAGUCCUAUCAGUGUUCACGGUGUGGGAAGAGCUUUAGUCGAUUAGGACACCUAAAUAGACACCAGUGGAUUCACACAGGGGAGAGGCCCUACCAGUGCUCUCAGUGUGAGAAGAGCUUCCGUCGAUUAGGAACUCUAAAGGGGCACCAGCAGACUCACACAGGGGAAAGGCCCUACCAGUGCUCCCAGUGUGAGAAGAGCUUUAGUCAUUUUGAAUCACUAAAGAAACACCAGUCCAUUCAUGCAGGAAAGAGGCCCUACCAGUGCUCCCAGUGUGGGAAUAGCUUUAGUCAUUUUGAAUCACUAAAGAUACAUCAGCGAACACACACAGGGGAGAGGCCCUACCAGUGCUCCCAGUGUGGGAAGGGCUUCAAUCGAUUAGGACAUCUAAAGCAACACCAGCAGACUCACACAGGGGAAAGGCCCUACCAGUGUUCCCAGUGUAAGAAGAGCUUCAAUCGAUUAGGACAUCUAAAGCAACACCAGCAGACUCACACAGAGGAAAGGCCCUACCAGUGUUCCCAGUGUGGGAUGAGCUUCCUUCGGUCAGGAACCCUAAAGAAGCAUCAGCAGACUCACACAGGGGAGAGACCCUACCAGUGUUCCCAGUGUGGGAAGAGCUACAGUCGAUUAGGACACCUAAAGGAGCACCAGCAGACUCACACAGGGCAGAAGCCUUACCGGUGUUCCCAGUGUGGGAAGAGCUACAGUCGAUUAGGACACCUAAACGAACACCAGCGGAUUCACACAGGGGAGAGGCCCUACAAGUGCUUCCAGUGUGGGAAGAGCUACAGUCGGUUAGGAAACCUAAAGGAGCACCAGCAGACUCACACAGGAGAGAAGCCUUACCAGUGUUCCCAGUGUGAGAAGAGUUUCCUUUGGUCAGGAGCCCUAAAAAAACAUCAGCAGAUUCACACAGGGGAGAGGCCCUACCAGUGCUCCCAGUGUGGGAAGAGCUUCAGACUAUUAGGAACCCUAAAGAGACACCAGCGGACACACACAGGGCAGAGGCCCUACCAGUGCUCCCAGUGUGGGAAGAGCUUCAGUCGAUUAGGACAUAUACAGAGACACCAAAAGACUCACACAGUUGACAGUUUAUCACAGUAAGCCCAAUAAAUAUGUUCUUCAAUG